AUGGUGGAAGGUCCAGGCUGCGCGCUGAAUGGCGAGAAGAUCCGUGCCCGCGUGGCCCGCGGCCAGGUGGUGCGCGGCGUGCGGGGAACUGCGCUGCAGGCGCGCUUUGGCUCGGCUGGCGCCUCUUUCUCGCACACGGUCACUGACACAGUGACUGGGAAUACGGUUUCCUGUCAAGACUGCUUAAGUGUGCUUGAUGGAUGUGUGUACAAUGGUGUGGAAACUUUGGGGAAGGAGCUUUUCAUGUACUUUGGACAUAAAGCCUUGAGGAUCCACUUCGGCAUGAAUGGUUCUUUACGUAUAAAUUCAGAUACAAGCCAAAAGAGAAGUGGAGCACUGCUAGUCCUGGAAAUACAACUUACUUCUGAUUUGGUUUGUUUCUAUGAUGUAACCGUGGAACUUAGGAAUGCAGCUGAAAGUGAGCAGAAAAUUAGAAUGUUGGAGGUCCUAGAUGUGUGCUCUCCAAAAUUCAGUUUCUUAAGAGCAGAAACUGAGAUUAAGAAGCAAAAAAGCCGUAUGUUAUGUGAUGUGUUGCUAGAUCAGGCAGUCCUACCCGGGGUGGGAAACAUCAUAAAGAAUGAAGCACUUUUUGACAGUGGUCUCCAUCCAGCUGUUAAAGCUUGUUACUUAACAGAUGAGCAAGUACAUCACUUGGUGAAAAUGACCCGCGAUUUCACACUACUCUUUUAUAAGUGUCGCAAGAUGGGAUCAGCAUUAUACAAGCAUUACAGGGUGUACAAACAGUCCAACUGUGGUCAGUGCAGAACAAAGAUCACAGUGUGUCGUUUAGGAGAGGACAACAGAAUGACCUACUUCUGUCCUCAGUGUCAAAAGGACAAUCCUCAGCUUGUGGACCCUGGCAAACUGCCAAGAAGAAAUAGUUUAAUUGGCUGGGCGUACGGCAGGGGGCCAUGUUCUAAAGGACAAGUUGCUCAGGAAUCGGAAGAGGGGUGGGCCUGUAGACGCUGCACUCUAGUAAACAAGCCUUCUGCCAAACUGUGUGACGCAUGCUUGACUCCAAGGCCUGAAGUUCAAAACAUGCAGAGUAAUGAAAAUUUAACAGCUUCUCACAGUGACUUAAUCAAGUACCCAUGUAACAACUUUGGAAAACCAAGGACAGAAAUUAAGAUCAACAGGAAAACUGUGUUUGGGACAACAACUUUGGUACUGACAGAUUUUGCUAGUGAAUCCACUCCAUUAAAACAGAAUGGAAGUAAGAGUCUAGCUACAGAUGGAAGCUCCCAGCAUGAGUCUUCAAGAAAUGAUUGUAACAGUACUGAUCACUAUGCAGUAAAUACACCAGUACCUGUUCCCUAUCAAUAUAAUUCUUUAAUGCCAGCACAGAAGAAACGAAAGAUUGAUUACCCAUCUUCAUCUGCAGGAAUCAUCACUGAGAAUUUAGCAAGCAGAGCACCUCCAGAUAAUAUGACAGAUGGCUCUCCUACAUUAAAUGCUGGCAAUCCUCGCUGUAGUAAACACAGCCGCUUCUGUGUUCUCCGUGUCGUGAGAAAGGACGGAGAAAACAAGGGCAGGCAAUUUUACGCUUGUCCUUUACCUAGAGACACCCGAUGUGACUAUUUUGAAGUACGUGAGAUUUGGGCAGACCUGCAGUUUCCUUUCUGCAAUCAUGGGAAGCGCUGCAUCAUGAGGACGGUGUUGAAGAUUGGCCCUAAUAAUGGAAAGAAUUUCUUUGUGUGCCCUCUUGGGAAGGAUAAACAGUGUGACUUCUUCCAGUGGGCAGAAAAUGGUUUAGGAAUGAAGAUUAUCCCACGAUGCUGA
Molecule: messenger RNA, 1779 nt
Organism: Varanus komodoensis (Komodo dragon)
Lineage: Eukaryota; Metazoa; Chordata; Lepidosauria; Squamata; Varanidae
Gene: NEIL3
Product: nei like DNA glycosylase 3
Exons: 11
Coding region: 1-1779 (592 amino acids)
Biological process (GO): base-excision repair
Cellular component (GO): nucleus
Molecular function (GO): DNA-(apurinic or apyrimidinic site) endonuclease activity; DNA N-glycosylase activity; damaged DNA binding
Source: RefSeq, a predicted model, not a curated record